Molecule: messenger RNA, 457 nt
Organism: Laccaria bicolor S238N-H82
Lineage: Eukaryota; Fungi; Basidiomycota; Agaricomycetes; Agaricales; Hydnangiaceae
Exons: 5
Coding region: 4-366 (120 amino acids)
Biological process (GO): proton transmembrane transport
Cellular component (GO): proton-transporting V-type ATPase, V1 domain; fungal-type vacuole membrane
Molecular function (GO): proton-transporting ATPase activity, rotational mechanism
Source: RefSeq, a predicted model, not a curated record
ACGAUGGCCACAACAACGUCCUUCAAAGACCGCAAUCUCAUUGCGGUCAUUGGAGACGAGGAUUCAAUCACUGGGCUUCUACUUGCGGGAAUCGGACAUAUCAAUGAGCACCAAAAGAAGAACUUCCUCGUCGUAGAUGCUAAAACUCAGGUAGCCACGAUUGAGGCCGCGUUCCAGGAAUUCACUGAAAGAAAAGAUAUUGCUAUUCUAUUAAUCAACCAACAUAUCGCGGAGAAAAUAAGGCCGACAGUCGAUAAAUACCAACAAGCGUUCCCCGCACUGCUGGAGAUUCCGUCAAAGGACCACCCCUACGACCCGUCAAAGGAUUCCAUCCUCAAACGCGUUCAGAAGUUGUUUGGAGAUUGACGGGAAUACCAUGAGCUUUCUGUCCUUCAAACUCUAGAUACUGUCAUUGCCUUGUUGUAAACUAAUAGUCCUCGAAGCAGGUUUCACAGAG